AUGCAGGAGGAAGAGGCAUACACCUCUCUUCAGUGGGAUAAUCCAGCACCAAACCCUUACCAGAAACAUCUGUCUUCCACCAAAAAUUCAGGAACAUGGUGUCUUGUGACAGUGGUUUUAUGUAUCUUCUGCAUAGGCUCAUGAGCAACCUCCAUUUUCUUGGGUGUCAAAGUGUUCCACGUGUCCACUACUGCAAUGAAGCAGCAAGAAAAACUCAUCCAACGGGACAGAGUACUGCUCAGCUUCACACAAUGGAAGAGAAACCAUGCCCUCCAGAUGAAAUAUUGCCGAACGUUGAUGCAGAAGUCUUUCAGUUCAGCCCGUAACUGCAGCCCUUGUCCAGACAACUGGAUUCGGAAUGGAGAAAGUUGUUACCAUGUCUUUGAAAACUGGACAAUUUGACCCACCAGUAGAGAGGAUUGUUUGAAGGAGGUAUCUAAGCUUCUACAAAUAGACAGCAAAGAAGAAAUGGACUUUAUCACUGGCAGCCUGAGGAAGAUCAAAAGAAACUAUGAUCACUGGGUGGGACUGUCUCAGGAUGGGUCCAGCCAACCUUGGCUUUGGCAAGACGGCUCCUCUCCUUCCCCUGAUCUGCUGGUCAGCAGGACCCCCCAAUCAACUAACCAGGUCUGUGGAUACCUCAGAAACAACGGCCUUUCUUCCGCUAACUGCAGCAUUUGGAAAUAUUUCAUCUGUGAGAAGUACGCAUUAAGAUCUUCUACCUGA
Eubalaena glacialis (North Atlantic right whale) is the source of this 726-nucleotide messenger RNA. It is a transcript of the gene CLEC9A, whose product is annotated as C-type lectin domain containing 9A. Gene Ontology annotation, cellular component: cell surface; membrane. NCBI's taxonomy places the organism in Eukaryota, Metazoa, Chordata, Mammalia, Artiodactyla, Balaenidae. Gene Ontology annotation, biological process: receptor-mediated endocytosis. The record is from RefSeq and is a predicted model, not a curated record.